UACUACUACUACUACUACUACUACCAUUGUUUCACGUCCUACGUGUUGUUGUUGUUGUUUACAUUCUAAUAAUUUAUACUUUGAUAUACGUUAUUUACGUCAUAAGGAAAAUCUUCUACCAUUAAUUUAUGCAAUGUCUGAAGACGUUGAUACGCAUAUUAUUGAACGAUAUGAUUUACAUAAACGUCUUGGUAAAGGUGCUUAUGGAAUCGUUUGGAAAGCUGUUGAUAGACGAGUACGUGAAACGGUAGCAUUAAAAAAAAUUUUUGAUGCUUUCCGGAAUCAGACCGAUGCACAGCGAACAUUUCGGGAAGUAAUGCUUUUGCUAGAAUUCGGACGACAUCCAAAUAUCAUCAAACUAUAUAAUGUUCUUAAAGCUGAUAAUAACAGGGAUAUUUAUUUGGUAUUUGAAUUCAUGGAAGCUGAUUUACAUAAUGUAAUUAAAAAAUUAACAAUUUUAAAGGAUAUUCAUAAACAAUAUAUUAUGUGCCAAUUAUUUCGAGCUGUACGUUUCUUGCAUAGUGGAAAUGUUUUACAUCGUGAUUUGAAACCAUCGAAUGUAUUACUGGAUGCUGAUUGUCGCGUAAAAUUAGCUGACUUUGGUUUAGCCAGAUCUCUAUCACAAAUUGAAGACAAUCUAGAAGGACAAAAUAUGCCUGAAUUAACAGUAAUAUUUUACUGGAAAUUUUCACAUUUAUCCUUUUCAAUAUUUUAA
Loa loa (African eye worm) is the source of this 715-nucleotide messenger RNA. Its product is annotated as CMGC/MAPK/ERK7 protein kinase. Gene Ontology annotation, molecular function: ATP binding; MAP kinase activity. Gene Ontology annotation, biological process: protein phosphorylation; intracellular signal transduction. The record is from RefSeq and is a predicted model, not a curated record. Gene Ontology annotation, cellular component: cytoplasm; nucleus. Bases 134 to 715 code for a protein of 193 amino acids. The transcript has 4 exons. Lineage: Eukaryota; Metazoa; Nematoda; Chromadorea; Rhabditida; Onchocercidae.